CUCUGGCCCCACCACUCAAGGUGUCAGCAGCAGUGGUAGCAACAACAAUAAUGCAGCUGCUGUUGGCAGCAGCAGUGCUGCAGUCGGCGAUGUUGAGAAAUCAACUAAAGCUCAUGCCAAUACGGUUUUAUUGAAAUCAGUUUCAGCCUUUUUGGCAAGCAAUAAACGUAAUUCUAGUAAUCAGUCGAAGGCAUCGGAAGCUUCGCUGAAAACAAGUCGCCGUUCGAAAAAGGAUAGAAUGGAUGAAUUGAGUGGUAAAAUAAAUCCAAAAUUAUUGGAACAGUUGCGAAAGAAAACUAGAUUUAAUAAAGAUGAAUUGGAUGCGUUAUGUCGUAUUUAUCGUAAAUUAGUAUCAAAUUGUCAAUAUGCCACAAAAACUCUGGCAUCUGGACCUUCUGGGGCAGCAAUUGCCAAGCCACAUUCACUAUAUACAGGCAUUGAUCGCAUUGUAUUCCGUGAACUCUUACACAGCACAUUCGACAUCGUCACUGAGGAAAUUCUAAUGGAACGAAUUUUCUGCAGCUGGGAUAAAGCACAUGAGGGUCUACCUUUGCGCUUAGAAGGUUGGCUUGUUGGACUAUCGGUAUUUUUACGUGGUUCACCCAGUGAGAGGGCAGCAUUUUGUUUUCGUGUUUACGACUUAAAUGGUGAUGGUUUUAUAACGAAAGAUGAAAUGUUUACUUUGUUAAGGAAUUGCUUGAUAAAACAACCACAAGAUGAGGAUCCCGAUGAGGGUGUUAAGGAUUUGGUGGAGAUUGUUUUAAGAAAAUUUGAUUUGGAUAAAGAUGGAAAGGUUUCUUUGGAUGAUUUUAUGCGCACCGUAGCCGCUCAACCUUUAUUAAUUGAAGCCUUUGGUCAAUGUCUACCUACAGAAAGUGCUAUUAUAUCAUUUUUCUCUACUUUACAAGUUUAAUUUGUUAAAUGCAGCAAUUUUAUCUAGAUAUAAUUACUUAAUUUGCAACUAAGGGCGGGUUUUUCAGAUAAAGAUAAUCUACAUUCUUUGGUUAAACCUAGUUUAAUAUAUGUUUUGUGUUUUUCAGUAAACAGUAACGUUACUUAUUAUCUUAGUUUAACUGAGUGUUAU
This is a messenger RNA of Lucilia sericata (common green bottle fly), 1084 nucleotides long. Its product is annotated as EF-hand calcium-binding domain-containing protein 1. Gene Ontology annotation, molecular function: calcium ion binding. The transcript has 4 exons. The record is from RefSeq and is a predicted model, not a curated record. Bases 239 to 913 code for a protein of 224 amino acids. NCBI's taxonomy places the organism in Eukaryota, Metazoa, Arthropoda, Insecta, Diptera, Calliphoridae.